Messenger RNA from Abrus precatorius (Indian licorice), 2346 nucleotides. RefSeq lists its product as uncharacterized. Bases 261 to 1961 code for a protein of 566 amino acids. NCBI's taxonomy places the organism in Eukaryota, Viridiplantae, Streptophyta, Magnoliopsida, Fabales, Fabaceae. The transcript has 8 exons. The record is from RefSeq and is a predicted model, not a curated record.
AUCCUAUAGUCGUAGACCUUUCUUUCUUCAGUUUUUUUAAAAACCAUCGAGUACUUGUCCUUUUCUAUGGUCCAUACUCUAUUGUUGUAGUUGUAAUGGUUGUUUAGCAUUGGCCAUAAAGUGAUUAGAGAUAGUAACCGCCAAAUCGUUAAUGUUUUUGUCACUGUCUUCUUCUUAAUGACUAAAUCCAAUCUCGUCUACUUCACUGCACCCAUUCUGAUUUAUGUCAAUGUGAGGAACAUAAGCUAGUGAGUUUGACAAUGGCGGAGUUAGGGUUUCCAGAACGAAGCUCGUGGAGAAUGGGGCUAAGGGCUCGCGAUAGCAGUCCCGAUUCCGUCGUCUUCACUCUUGAAUCAAAUCUCAGCCUCUUCUCCUCUGCGUCUGCGAGCGUUGAUCGAUGCUCGUUUGCGUCAGACUCUCACGAGCAUGAUUCUUUCGCCUCUGAAAUCUCCCUGCAUUUGGCAGGGCGUGAGGGUGAUUUUGGUAACAACGAGAGGUGGAGUGGUCCAGGUUCAAAUCGGAACGAAGCUGCAGAACGCAACAAGAAGAAACACAGUCGUUUUGGCAGAAAGAGAGAGAAGGCAAAAGAUGAAGACAGCGACGUUGAUGUUCAAGAACCCGUGGAAUUGGAUUCAGCGAGAAGCUCUUUCUCUCUAGCCCUAAAAGAAUGUCAAGAUAGGAAAUUAAGAUCUGAAGCCUUGUUGAAGAAGGUUGCUUCGUUAGAUCUGAACACUGCCUCUGGAUCUUCGCCGCGCUUUCAAGCUGUGAAAAAGAGCUCACUUUCUUCUCAAAGGUGUGGCACUGCUACUUUCCCCAGUCCCGGAACACCCAAUUAUCGCGUUGCAAUGCAAAAGGGAUGGAGCUCCGAGAGAGUCCCCUUGCAUGCUAGUGGUACCCGGAAGCACGUUUUGCCAUUCACCAACGGAAGAGCAUUGCCUUCCAAGUGGGAAGAUGCUGAGAGAUGGAUUCUCAGCCCUGUUUCAGGAGAUGGCAUAGGAAGGGCUUCGCUUCACCAACCCCAGAGGAAGCCAAAGUCCAAGAGUGGUCCUCUUGGACCCCCCGGUGUUGCCUACCACUCUAUGUAUUCCCCAGUGGCACCGGUGUUUGAAGGGAAUGGAGGGAGUUUUAUGGUAGCUUCUCCGUUUUCAGCUGAUGGAUUGACAAACCGUUCGGGUGGUCAUGGUGGAGAUUUUUCCAACAGAACAGAACCUUGCAUGGCCCGCUCAGCUAGUGUCCACGGAUGCUCAAAGAUGCAGAGUCAGUCAUCAUCAGUGCCCCCCCAAGAGGAUAAGUUUGGUGGCUUCAAGGAUGUGGGCACCAAUGUUUCUCGUGCUGUUUCAAGAAGGGACAUGGCAACCCAGAUGAGUCCACAGGGUAGCUCACGCUCCUCUCCCGAUUUGAGGCCUUCUUUCUCUGCCUCCACUCCAUCUACAUUGCCUGUCGUGGAAUUGCGGACUGUUGCUUCCUCUAAAGUGGAUAUCAGGGAUGUGCAGGUAGAUGAACACGUAACCUUGACAAGAUGGUCCAAGAAACAUAGAGCUCUAUUCUCUGGCAGGGGCUUAGAAUAUGCUGAAAGCUGGAAAAAGAAGGAAAUAAGCACUCAAUCUUCAGCUUGGGACAUUUCUGAAACGUCAAAAACUGUUUCCAAUGCCAGAUACUUUUGUGUGUCCAGGGCAAAAAGUGAGGAAGCCAAAAUCACUGCUUGGGAGAACUUGCAAAAGGCAAAAGCUGAGGCAGCAAUACGGAAACUAGAGAUGAAAUUGGAAAAGAGGCGAGCAUCCUCUAUGGACAAGAUUAUGAACAAGCUUAGAUUGGCCCAGAAAAAAGCUGAGGAAAUGAGAACUUCAGUUUCUCCCAACCAAACCAAUGGGGUUGUGAGGACUUCCCACAAGGCUUCAUCAUUUCUCAAAACCAGCCAGAUGCCUUCUUUAAGCGGUUGUUUCACUUGCCAUGCCUUCUAAGUAAUCUUUCAAGUUUGAAUGGUGCCGGGAAAAUUUGCAGGAAUAACAUCCUUGUUCAUCCUUGUGCAUUUUGAUAAAGACUUGUGUCCCUGACCAAGUUUCAGAAGAAUUUAAAUGUGCCACACCCCAUGUUGAUGAAGGAAAGGGCAGAACCACAAGCAGCAUACUGUGUUGACAGUAAAUUGGUGUUGACGCUGUUUUUCAAUCCAUGAAGUACCGGGACCUUCUUUGCGGGUCUCAGAUGAAAUCUAAGCAUCAUGUUCCGUCACCCUUGGAGAUUGGGAUUUUCAACGGGUAAAAAUAUGUGUAAGUAGGCCGAAUUUUAGAAAUAAAAUCUUUUUGUAUCUUUUCUCCCUACAUGACAGUAUGCUGUUCAAAACUUAAA